GUUAACUAGCUACUGACAACACUUGCUGAAAUAUUGCUGUUAGCUGCCAGGCACCUGCAGCGGCACGCCAUGCUUCAGAUCAGCAUGCGUCUACUCAUCCCAACAGUUCGCUCGCCAUUGGAAGUCAACAGGCCCGCGUCCCCUGCGUCAUUUUCCCCUACCACCUUACCUGUUCGUAAGCAUUCGAACCAGGCUUCUAGGCUCAUUCGCACUCGUUCAGGAUCUGCACAUGCUGUCUUUCCUACGCAUCCAAAUCAACUGGAGGAACAUCCACAGCCCCAAACCGAUACGUCAGUAGCGUCGUCGUGGAUCGGGAUACCAUGUCGCUUCGAGAUCGUUCAGCAGACCCUUGUACUUGAGGGCUAUCAACUAUAUGCAGUCGAAAAAUGGGUAGUCGAGAGGACUCGACCGGUCACCGUGCUCACUGUCUAUACUGGUGACCCGCAGCAUAAAAUCACCGUGACGGCCCUGAGUCCCUCCUCAUCUCUUACUGCCGCUGAAAUGCAAGUGGAGUGGCAUGCUGCUCUGCAUCGCCUCUGUAUGGAUGGUGCUAGACCCAAGCAGGUACCAGAUGGAGUGCUCAUGGUAACCUCCCUAGCCAAUUUUCGUUCGGACUUCACCAUCGUUCAUGUACCAAACGGCGAUUUCUUUACUGCCAAGGAACAACUUUUCACCAACAUUAACCUCUCUCGUAUGGGAUGUAGUGGGCGCAGUGCGCUGACCUUGGAGGAACCGAGUGAGACCACAAAGGAUCGCUUCAAAACCACCUAUUUUUUAAACGAUUCACCGCCAGCUCCGUCUACGCUUCGUGCGCAGUCAUUAUCACGCUCACAUACUCGCGCAUAUUCCCAACCAAUCAUUACACUAACACCUGCAAUUACAGAACUUCCCAGGUUAUCUGUGAUCAAUACCCCUUCAGGGAAACUGUCCUCACGUCAGAUCGCAUUCAACACGAUUGUCUUAGAGCUUGUCAAGUUAGUGCAGAGCGCUUUGGCUAUAUGUGGCAUGUUUUCAUUCGCGUGUAUUGAUGGCUUGCUCUGCGACAAAACCGUGGAAGGGUUGCAACGCUGGAUUGCAGAAGUUGGAGAACCCGUUCUCAACGUUGAGCCCAUGGAGCGCGUGGCUGACCCGAGCACGGUUGCUGCCCUUCUCAGCUUUGUGCUUGCUGCGAGGAAUCGGUUAAGCUCCAUGGCUUUAUCACAGGCCAUCCCUAAGGAUCCCUUCUUAUACCCUUCCACAUUUCUGGCUGCACUCACAGUCUUUUCGCAGUGCCACCAUGGUUCUUCUCAGUACAUUGUGAACAACACUACUAUCCUGCCACAGCUCCCUAUCUCGAACCCUUCCAGCCCCGUUCCUUUCCAUAUUUCCACAGCAACUCCACCACCUUCGGGUUCUCCAUCAUCUUCUCAGGCAACUUUUCUGACACAGCAACUUUACAAUCAGAUUCUGCAGCCUCAUGAUACGAAGUUGCGGCAUUCAGAGUCACGACGCGUACACCGUGCAUUGUUAAACAAGCUCGAUCCUAACUCUGAUACCGAUACAGGUGGCUCUGAAAGCGAUCUCGGACAUGGAUCCCAACCCCGUCGGCGAAAGGGUAUAGGUGGAGCUGGCGGUCAUCUUAUCAGCGGUAUUGAGAAUCUGGCUUCAGGAUUCGUUGGACGCGGGGCUGCUGGUAUUGGUGCGAGUGGUCUGCUUUCCCCUACAGCUGAUCUAGGGGUAUUUGUUCGCACUAUUGGAGGAAAGAGCGAGAGAGACGAGCGAGGACAUGAACGCGACAAGGAGAAGGACAAAGCAGAUAUCGAGGAUAGUGAACGAGUGGCAGGCAGUCUGCGGGCACUUUGGACUGGGAAGGUGGAGCUUUUGAUGAAGCUGAGGGAACGAGCUGGUACGAAGGGGCAUGGUACAGAGAAGGGGAGAAAGUUCAAGGAGGGGAAGGACAGAGAGAGACGCGCCUCCAGUGAUAUUGAAGGCGAGCACAGUCAUGAACAUAUUGACGAAAGCAGGAGCGCCGACGACGAUCUCGCGUUUGGAGGUGUCUUUGCCGGCAAAGUACAGAAGAAAUUGGAGAUGUGGGCAGGUAUCAAUCGAUCUAAAAAGAGUGUCGAUUUAUCAACCAACAUGUCUUCUGGUAGACCAUUGCGCGGCAAUGGUUACAGGCUUCAUGUUGGACAGGCUUCUGCCCAAUCCUCCUCCUCAGGUAAUGUCAUUGUAACCCUGGACCGCGCCGGUUCAAUAUCCCAGCCACUCCCAGCUGCGUCGCAGGAGAUUGCAGAUGAAGACGAGCUGCUGAGUAGCGGGCAGGUUUCCCCCAUAUCCGAAUCAAGAGCUUUGAACCCUUUCACAUUGGGUCUUGAGUCGGCAGGUGCCUCAUCUGCCAAUCUCAGCUCUUUGCUACGAGAUGGCAAUGGUUCUACGUCAGAGUACGACAGAAAAGUCAGCUCCUUCCUACUCUCUCGUCCAUUAUACAACAGGGAGAAAAGGGUGCCCAGCUGGUCGGACCCUAUCAGCGCGCGUAAUGGACAAGGGACAUCACGACCCCAAGGAGUGAGGCAUCAAACUAUGGUGGACUCGGUGCCUGCUGGUGAGCCAGGUGAUCGCAAGUCCAAUAAGCGGGUACGAAGUAAUGCGGUCAAACGACGACAUUCCUUCCAUGACUUCAAAUCUCUCAAGAAUAUCAAGGUGCUUCGUGCUGAAUGGAUGCGUAUAGAUGUCGAUGUUUGUGGACAGCUUCUUGUCAUGCAUCGCAGGAAGGAGCAUUAUUACCGUGUCACGGCCUGUAUGGAGUACCUCACCAACUCGCUUUCGCAAACAAAUGCAGCCUUGGAUACAGACUACGGAUCGCAUCGUGCAUUCAUAUCUGCGCUGGAGAAACAAUGCGAUGUCUUAAACCAGAUUGAAGCCGAAAAUGUGGCAGCAGAUAUGACCAUGCAGCAGGUGCAAGCACUCGCCUAUGAGGCGAAUCAAUUCCGAGUCAACGAUUUGUGGCACACCGCUACUCCGGCCAGACAGAAGGUCCUUGAGCUCAGGGAAAAAGUGUUUGGCAUGAACACAGGGGCGCGGCGACUUCCCCAUGGCACGCAUGGUGCUCACGGCCGAUUCAACCGCCUUCAAUGGGCUUUUGACGGGCAAGAAAGACUCGUGGACGCAUGGGGUCGCACAGAGAGCGAGUACGAAGAGGAGAGACGUGCCGGCGCAGCCAUACUUGGGAUAGAGGAGGAAGAAGAGGAAGAGGAACCAGUAGAACACACGGCGAUGAAGCCUAUGUGGCUACUCCGUUUCUUCAACUGGGGGAUGAGUUGGACAUCAGCUUCCAUGGCGGACUCGAAAGCAAGCAAAGGACAAGAAGGAACCCCAACAUCUGAAGAGAACGGAUCGCCCAAGGAUAUUUAGCCUACGAUGUAGUGCCUUACGAGUUAGUCUACUUCUGAAGCCCGUGACGAAGUAUGACGAGGAUAUAUCGAGAUUCACGGUUAAAUACUAAGCUGAAGAUAAUGCAGGUCUAACAAUCACUUCCGCACGAC
Messenger RNA from Coniophora puteana RWD-64-598 SS2, 3521 nucleotides. RefSeq lists its product as uncharacterized. Gene Ontology annotation, cellular component: Sin3-type complex. The transcript is spliced from 11 exons. Bases 70 to 3390 code for a protein of 1106 amino acids. NCBI's taxonomy places the organism in Eukaryota, Fungi, Basidiomycota, Agaricomycetes, Boletales, Coniophoraceae. The record is from RefSeq and is a predicted model, not a curated record.